UCUCCUCCUCAGCAAGAUGGCUGCAUUGCUGCGCGCACCAGCGGCGUCCUGCUGAAAUGACGCAACCCACAGUUUGCGCUCCCUGAGCUCUCCGGUCCCGUUCCUCCACACUACGCAGAUCCCGCCCGACACAGCCGGAAGACCGACUGGCGAUCCCCCCGUGGACCGAGCGGAUCCGGUUCGUCACAGUGAGAGUGCGAUGAGGAGAGGUUUCAUUGUGUGAGGCCAUGGGCUGCACCUCAGCCAAGCAGGUGUCGGCUGUGCCCAACGAGGAGGAGGGAUGCGGCAAGGCCUACAGCAACGGAGACCUGUUCACCGAUGAAUACAAGAUGAAGGGAGUGGAGGAGGUGAAGUACAUGCGAGGGGAGGAGAACAGGGUGAAUGCAUGCAACCAAGAGAAUCUGGAGAAGAGUAAUGUUCAGUACCGAGGCAAACAGCAGAAAGAAGUCACUGCAACAAACAUCAAGUCCAAUAUUCACACAUCGGAGAGCCAGCAGGAAUUUUUCCGGAUGCUGGAUGAGAAGAUUGAGAAGGGACGAGACUACUGUUCGGAGGAAGAGGAAGACGGGACAUAGCACAGCGGCUCCCACAGACAGCCUCAGUGUGUGUGUGUGUGUGUGUGUGUGUGUGCGCACUUGUGAACUAUAGAACUGAACCAGUGUUUUCCCCAUGUAAAUUUGACGGGACACUGUACAUGAUGAUGUAAGCAUGUGAGGGUUUUGGAACAAAUGGCAAAGAUAGUAUUUUAAAAGCGAGAAAGAGAAUGCACAUAAGGACUUUCCUCAGAGACUGGGGCCCUGGUCUCUUAGGGCCACGCCCCCUCAGGCCCCCUCAGCGGACAGACAGCGGAGGCAGAGCCGUGGAUGGACAGACAGAUGUCACACCGAGCAGAGAAAAGCACGUAAGAGAAUUGUCUCAAGCAUUGAACUCCAGCAGAGGAAAGGAUUAUCAGAAUGUGGGGGUCCAGGAACUUUGUCCUGGUGGGUGUCGGGAGGACUGAGACACGCACGUGGAGAAGAAUGAGCAGAAGAGUGGAAACCUGGAGGAGAAGAUGUGAAGGUGGCAGAGUUACGUAAUAUGAUCCGCGCUAAAGGUUUUUGGCUCGUCUGCCUGCAGCGAGGUUGGUCUGAGGUGGGGUGGGGGGUGGGGGGGGCAAAGAGGAGUAAAUGUGAUAUUUUAAUAAGAGUGUGUGUAGGAGCAAGCUGCUUCAGAAACUCAAAACUCCUCCUGCCUUCAGAAAUCAAGGACUUUAUUUUUUAAAUUUGUAUUUUGCUUUCCAGCUGACUUAAUUUCACUUUGCUGAGUUUUUGUUUGUUUUGUUCAAAUUUUGGCUUCUUCUGUGGUGUGACAUCAUCGCCCCACCGGGAAGACUUCAGAGCUUCUGUGUCUCAGCCCUCCAGGACCCGAACACAGCAACUCCAAGGACAUACACACACACACACACUAUCCUUUUCAUUUCACCAGCAGACGGUCAAUCUCAAGUGUUCUGUGACCAUCCAUAUUUUACACACACUUGGGCACCGCAGCAACAAAUUGGGCUGAGCUGAAGGGGGGGGGGGGGGGUGUGAUUGCCAUGGAGACACAGGCCUGGUCAUAUUUUUUGUUGUCGUUAUCGGAUAUUUCCUGUCAUAUUAUUUUGAAUACUUUUUUCUAUCGAAAAUAAAAAUACAGAUGCUUCA
Thalassophryne amazonica is the source of this 1679-nucleotide messenger RNA. RefSeq lists its product as uncharacterized. The record is from RefSeq and is a predicted model, not a curated record. The coding region runs from base 228 to 575 and encodes 115 amino acids. Lineage: Eukaryota; Metazoa; Chordata; Actinopteri; Batrachoidiformes; Batrachoididae. The transcript has 6 exons.